GAUUGCCAUCGAACUCGAGAAUCAGUAUUGUGUACGUAGUGAAGACUGACUGAUUGUGGACGGGACUUCCAUAGUUUGCACUGACCGUGACCGCAUUGGGAAGUUGGCCGGUUUAGCCUUCUUAGCUGAGUUACGGAGCGCCGAUCGCCACCAAAUUAUUCUUCCCUAUCAAUCUUCACCGAGUCACUCCUUCUCUCGUAUCCCCGCCAGCCUCGAAUCCACUUUCUCCGACCAGGUUUCUCGUGUUUUCCACCUCUCUCCAGCUUCUAUUGAACCAUCAUCUUAUAAUCCCACAGCCUUCUGCUCUGUUACACUCAUAACCGCUUAGCGAACCGGGAGCCUCUCUUUCCCGGCGAUCGAUUCGGCAUCGGGUGACAGAUCACGUGUUCCGGGGAAGGCGUAACAAAUACCUCGGGCAAUGAUUCUUGAGCAAAGAAAGAGAGAGCAACAUUGCGACUGACACCACUCAUCGGCUUAAGAUAUGGUAGCGCCGGAUGGUGCUGGAGCAUCAGCCUCGCCGCCGGUCAAUGCCACCGACGCUGGGCCCCAGAAGCGAAAAUGGUGGAGGAUUUUCAGCUUCCCCAAAAUAAUCUGGGGUAAGCUAAAUAUGGACAUACCCACUUUGCUUCUCAUGAUGAAGGGAGCGCUGCCGCCUACGAUAUGUGUGGCCAUGUACCAAUCAGAUGCUGUAUCUGGCCAAUUCAACACUGUUGGCUAUCUGGUGGCCAUCAUUUCAAUCCUGGGCUUCUCCAUCAUGCCGCGGGCUAAAUUCAUCCAGAUGAUGGUGCUUGACAUUCUAGCAGUCUGCGUGGCCUCUGCUUUCGCAUUGCUCAUGAUGUACUGCUGUAUCAAGGCUCGAGGACAUACAGAGUCAUCUUCCCCGACAUCGAGUGCUACUUCGACGACAUCCACUUCGUACAAUGCGUCCGCAUCGGCAGUCAGUGGAGUCUGGCUAUUUUUUCAGAUCUAUGUGGUCCACACGUUCAGAGCAAAAUUUCAGCAGUUCCAGUUUCCCGUGAUUAUCUACUCUAUCGUUGCUAACGUCACAUUCACUUACGCCUCUCGCCUGGGGACCAUGGCUGCAGCAAUUGCAUUGGUCAAGAAACUGCUCGAAGCUUGUUUGACUGGGUUAGCAAUUUGCACCGGUGUAUCCCUGUUUAUUCUGCCCAAGAGUACUCGCGGGAUUGUUCUCAAACAAAUGGGAGGCUAUAUCCAAGGCCUACGCGGUGCUCUUAGAGCCCACACAGCGUAUUUCGAAUCCCUAGAGCGCGAAGAUAUGUUUGGGCGGGCGGAAACUUACGACUCUCGAGUGGAAAAGGUGACCGAGAAGGGGAAGGUGUAUAGCUCAGAGGCAGCGGCUAUUCGAACAGCUUGCCAGAAAAUCACAGACAUUCAUGCUAAGAUCCAUGGAGACUUGACAUUUGCAAAGCGUGAAUUCGCUAUCGGUAAACUGGGCCCCGACGACCUCCAGGCAAUCUUCAGACAACUGCGUCAAGCUAUGAUCCCGGUUGUGGGUUUAAGCUUCGUCGUCGACAUCUUCCAGCGCCUGUCCGACUACAAUAAGUGGAACCAGCCGAUUGACCCUGGCGCCCCCGAAGACAUACGCUGUCGUAUCGUGCAGGAAUGGAAUGAUAUCAUGAGAGCUGUGCAUGAUCCCUUCCGCUCUAUGAUUGACACGAUCGAUGAAGGCCUUCAGCAUGUGUCGUACGUCCUUGAAUUCAGCAAGCCGCCCAAAGAAUCACCCACGUCCAAGAAUGCCAACGAUGUUGAGGCCAAUGCAAGCCCGAAACCGGGCGAGAAAGGCUUUGCCGCCCACUAUGCAAAGAAGCUUAGUAACUUCAAGGCAGCUAAACGCAUCGCUCUACGGGCUUGGGGCGAAGAGAAAGGGAUCACCCUCCCUCCUGAUUUCUUCGAACACCCUUCUUCCGUCCACCUCGACGUGGACGAUAUUCCCUCGGAUAGCUCAGGGGUCGGACGGGAUCGGAGCCGAAGGCAGCUAUACUUGAUUCUCUACAUGGAACAACUCCUCAGUUCCACCGGUCAUGUCGUCCAGGACUUUGUUCACUUUGCCGACGAGAAGCGUGCGAGCGGGAAAAUGUCACGGAAACGGCUCGUUAUACCCGGAUCCAAACGCCUGUUGAAAUGGGUCGUAAGCGCUUUUAAAGCCGAAGAUACCCACGAAGACGAUAACCUUGGCGGCGACAUUAGCUCCCAGAACAAUAUUCUCCAGCUUGGCGAAGCAUACAAACACCGGAAAGACCCCGAACAUUUACCUCCGGAGAAUGGAUUACAAAGAUUUGGAGAUAAGCUUCGACGGAUACCUUCAGCACUGCGCUCACCCGAGUCUGCUUAUGGCUUCCGCGUAGCUUGCGCCACGAUGACCGUGGCCGUUGUCGCAUUUCUCCAUGAUACUCAGAGCUUCUUCGUGAAACAAAGAUUCGUAUGGGCCAUGAUCAUGGUCAAUAUGAGUAUGUCGCCGACCUCAGGGCAGAGCAUCUUUGGCUUUGUCCUUCGUAUUCUAGGCACUGUGAUAGCUAUGGUGCUUAGUCUACUGGCUUGGUAUAUUCCGGGCAAGAAGACCCCAGGAAUCAUUGUCUUCUUGUUCAUCUUCUUGACCUGCGUCUUCUAUGUGCCAAUCAAGCAAUUCCGCUUCCGAAUUAUUGGCAUUAUCACUAUCAUCUCUACUUCUAUGAUAGUGGGUUACGAACUGGAGGUUCGCAAGAUCGGAGAGGAGGUUGCCAGUUCUAACGGACAGCAGUAUUAUCCUAUUUACCUGCUAGCGCCGUACAGACUAGCAACGGUGGCCGGAGGUAUCGCCGUUGCAUUUUUCUGGACCUUCUUUCCUUAUCCGAUCUCGGAGCAUUCUGCCCUCCGCCAGAGUCUGGGGGCAUCUUUAUAUCUUUUGGCAAACUACUAUUCUGUCAUUCACGAGACCGUAUCCGCGCGGAUGCGAGGCGACGAGGGUGACCUGGCACUGAAGACUUCCUCAGGACGGCGAUUGCUCAAGGCUCGCAACAAGGUGUUUUCCAAGCAGAUGCUCAUGUUGAACAGCUUGCGGACCUACUCAGGCUUCCUGAAAUGGGAGGUUCCUAUCGGUGGACGAUUUCCGAAGAAGCGUUAUGAUUCAAUUAUCACAUGUAUUGACAGCAUCGUCAGCUACCUGAGUCUUCUGGGAUACGCCUCGGAUACUCUCUUGCAACUUGGGCACGCUGAUGAUGAAUCGGAUUCCGCCUGGCUUCACGACUUUAGGAGACUGGUUGCUAGCGCACGAAUGACGACGCAUGAGGUAACAUCUGUGUUGUGCCUCCUCUCGGCUAGCAUCACGAAUCAACAGCCUCUCCCGCCCUAUCUGAAGACACCUCGUCCAUACAGCUUCUCUAAGAGGCUUGAGGCGCUGGACAAGGAUAUCUUGAAUUUGAGACAUAUCGCGGAGCCUGGCUUUGCUACGUUCUCAGUACUGCAGAUCUCCACCCGAUGCAUUGUUGGUGACGUGGAGAGACUGAUGAAAGACGUGAAGGCGUUGGUAGGCGAAUUGGACUUUUCCUUCCAUGCCAUUAGCACUGCGCACAGCACCAAGUCGUCAGCUGAAGUGUCGCGAGUGUCGAGGACGGACCUGGACAAAGUUGACUGACUUUGGUUUCUUCUGUAUAUAAUAUUCCAAUUUAACUCUGAGACAGUCUCAUGUAGCAC
This is a messenger RNA of Aspergillus homomorphus CBS 101889, 3690 nucleotides long. RefSeq names its product MFS transporter. The coding region runs from base 482 to 3631 and encodes 1049 amino acids. The transcript has 6 exons. The record is from RefSeq and is a predicted model, not a curated record. Lineage: Eukaryota; Fungi; Ascomycota; Eurotiomycetes; Eurotiales; Aspergillaceae.